AUGUCCUCCUCCUCACAACCACAACCACCCAACAACUUUAUUCCAUACAAUAAACGUGCUCAAGCCAUCAAUGAAGAUACCAUUGUUGCUCACUCUGGUCACAUCAAUACCAUGAAUCUCAUUCGAGAUCAUAAUGGUGCCAUUGUGUGUGAUCUUGGUAGUAGUAUGGUCAAAGCAGGUCUCGCUGGUGAAUCCUUUCCAAAAGCAGUCUUUCCAACUAUUAUUGGAAAACCAAAACAACAUGUUGAUACUCGUAAAUUAUUUGGUGCUAGAGACAAGAUGAAUCAACAUCAAUCACAUUUUGUUGGAUUAGAAUCUCAUCAUCGGAAAGGAAUUUGUGAACUUUCACAUCCCAUUCAACGAGGUGGUAAAUCCAUUCACAACAAUUGGGAUGGAAUUGAACUCUUAUUAGAACAUAUUUAUCAUUUCCAUUUACGUGUGAAUCCAAAAGAACAUCCAAUUUUAUUGACUGAACAACCAUUCACAUCUGUGACACAUCGUCAGAAAUAUAUCGAAUUAUUGUUUGAGAAAUUUCAAUCACAUUCUCUCUUUUUUACCAUUCAAGGUUUAUUAUCCAUUUAUGCAAGUGGUGAUUUAGAUGGAAUUGUUUUGGACAGUGGUGAUGGUAGUACUCAUGUAGUUCCAGUAUUUGAUGGAUAUCCUCAAACCUAUGCCAUGGCAAAGGGUGAAUUGGCAGGAUGUGAUAUUACACAUCAUCUCACUCAACUCAUGCUUCAACAUUCGGGUUAUGAUUUUACACAUAAUAGUGCAUCAUUGGAUUUUGUAAGAGAUGUUAAAGAAUCUUCAUGUUAUGUGGCACUGAAUUAUGAUCAUACCAUGAAAUUAUAUGAAGAAUCCAUCAAGAAGAGAAAGCAAAGUGAUACUCAAAGUGAUACUCAAAGUGGUAAUAAUGGUGGUAGUAAUGGUAAUAAUAAUGGUAGAAAUGAUGAGAAGAGUCGAUUGGGAAUGGAUUCCUUCAAUGCUCAAUUCCAAUUACCCGAUGGUUCCAUCAUUGAUAUUGAUCGAGAGAGAUUCCAAUCGUGUGAAAUUCUCUUUCAACCCAACUUGAUUGGUUCUGAAGAGUUGGGUAUUCAUCAACUCUUGAAUCAAUCCAUUCAUCAAUGCAAUAUGGAUAUUCGUAAAUUCAUGUACAAGAAUAUCAUUUUGAGUGGUGGUAAUACAUUGGUGAAGGGAAUUCAAGAGAGACUCACCAGAGAAAUGUCUCGAAUGGUCGGUGGUGCUGUGAGAUUGCGUAUUGUUGCACCACCAGAACGUAAAUAUUCAGUUUGGAUUGGAGGAAGUAUUAUUUCAAGUUUGAGUUCAUUCCAAGAUCGAUGGAUUAAGAGAUCAGAUUAUGAAGAGUAUGGUUGUGAUUUAUUGAGUAAAAUGUUAUUCCAUUAA
This is a messenger RNA of Naegleria fowleri, 1401 nucleotides long. RefSeq lists its product as uncharacterized. Lineage: Eukaryota; Heterolobosea; Eutetramitea; Acrasida; Naegleriidae. Bases 1 to 1401 code for a protein of 466 amino acids. The transcript has a single exon. The record is from RefSeq and is a predicted model, not a curated record.